CAGCGGAUGAGACCGUUUGGUGAAGAUGGCGGACUCGCUGUCGUCAGGUCUGGGAGAGGAGAAAGAGAAGGAGAAGGAGGACAGGGAGAGGAACAGAAAUGCUGCCAAAUCAGAGAAGAACAAGGGGAAAGACGGCAUCACGGAGACGUUAAACGCCAACGAUAAAAAUGGCGGCAGUAUGGGCAAGAAACGCAACCUGUCAGACCUGUCCCUGGUCCGAUUUAUAACCACUGAACUCACCAGAGGCUACUUCCUGGAACACAAUGAGGCCAAAUACACAGAGCGUAGAGAGAGGGUCUACACCUGUCUUCGCAUCCCCAAGGAGCUCGAGAAGUUGAUGACAUUCGGCUUCUUCCUCUGUCUGGAUGCUUUUCUCUAUGUGUUCACCCUGCUACCUCUCAGGGUGAUUCUGGCCCUUUUACGGCUUCUUACAUUACCUUGUUGUGGUCUCAGUGGUUCCCGCCUACUCCAGCCAGCCCAGGUGUGCGAUGUGCUGAAAGGCUUCAUUAUGGUGCUGUGUUACUCUAUGAUGAGUUACGUGGAUUACUCCAUGAUGUACCACCUGAUCAGGGGACAGUCUGUCAUCAAACUCUACAUCAUAUACAACAUGCUGGAGGUGGCGGACCGCCUCUUCUCAUCCUUUGGUCAAGACAUCCUGGACGCUCUGUACUGGACGGCCACAGAACCAAAGGAGAAGAAGAGAGCGCACAUAGGCGUGAUUCCUCAUUUCCUCAUGGCUGUACUCUACGUCUUCCUCCAUGCCAUCCUGAUCAUGGUUCAAGCCACCACUCUUAAUGUAGCCUUCAACUCUCACAACAAGUCCCUGCUCACCAUCAUGAUGUCCAACAAUUUUGUGGAGAUUAAAGGCAGUGUUUUCAAGAAGUUUGAAAAGAACAAUCUCUUCCAGAUGUCAAACAGCGACAUUAAAGAGAGGUUCACCAACUACAUCCUCCUGCUCAUUGUCUGUCUGAGAAACAUGGAGCAGUUCUCCUGGAACCCAGACCACUUGUGGGUGCUGUUUCCUGAUGUACUCAUGGUCAUAGCAUCAGAGGUUGCAGUGGACGUCGUAAAGCAUGCCUUUAUCACCAAAUUCAAUGACAUCAGUGCUGAUGUAUAUGGGGAAUACAGGGCCAGCCUGGCAUUUGACCUUGUCAGCAGUCGACAGAAAAAUGCGUACACAGACUACAGCGACUCUGUAUCCAGAAGAAUGGGCUUCAUCCCACUUCCUCUAGCUCUGCUGUUGAUCCGAGUAGUGACCAGCUCAGUGAAGAUUCAGGGUUCACUCUCCUUUAUGUGUGUGCUGCUGUUUUAUCUUGGGAUGAUCACUUUGAAGGUGCUCAACAGCAUUGUUCUUCUUGGGAGAUCAUGUAUGUUUGUGAAAGAGGCUAACAUGGAAGAGAAGCUCUUCGACCCUCCACCCUCUGCUGUCUCCAGCCGUGUGAACUCAAGAGCUCACCGCACCAAACACGUUCACAUUGUACCACAGCAAGACCCCACAGUUGAUAAAGGAGGAAUAUCACUGGCAUCACACAUUUCUCAGCCUGCCAACAUGGGAGAUAGCACCGCCCCCACGAUCCCCAAAAGUGACUCAGACACAUUCCUGACAACGCCAGACGAGGAGGACGAUGACAAAAUCAUCAACGUUAACACAGGACUGGAAGGGGGCGGACUUGAACACAGAACACCCAAGAAAGACUUAUUGGAAAUAGACCGCUUCACCAUCUGUGGCAACCGGAUAGACUGAAAGCCAUAUAAACAGUCAGUGUCCUGGCUCAACAGCAAGGUUCAGGGUUCAGACAAGAGUCACGGAGCAUGCUCAGACCAGACACAUUUUGUGUGCCUGACCCCUGGAGUAUUUAUUUAUUUAUUACAGACAAAACCAGCCAAGGCAUUAAGCUGUUACUACAGGCCUCAGAAGCCGCUUCAGAUGUUUCCAUCUGUUCAAGUCUGCAUCCCCGGAGCCAGUUAAACGCUUUGAGGAUGGGUUUUGGGUGUCACAGCAACCUUCAGACAGGUUUGCUGAUGAUGAAGAUGGGAAAAACUGGAGUGCACUGCUGGAAGAGAGCAUCAGGAUCAAGACUCUUAGUGGCUGUGUGAUCAAAGGAACAUGACAGCUGGACUGUGAGAGUGUGUCCAAAAGCACAAACCUGUCUAAAGCGCAGGGUUGUUUUUAGAAAGAACAGACCUUGACAACUUUUGUACUUUUUUAUUUUGAAGUUGUGAAAAAUUCUUAUAUUUUAAAUGGUGUUUUUAAGAAAUUUUGGGAAUCUUUUUUUUCCAAGACCAAGUCAACUACAGUUUUAAGACUAAUGAUCCCAUCAAAUUAUAUAAAAGUCUUAAUCUCUCUGCAGACAUAAACCCAAACAAAUGAGAAAAGCUCCAUUCAAAUUAAGUUAAUGUGAAGAGCCCAGAUGUUAAAAGCUUUUACAUAUGGCAGCAGUGGCACUAAGAGCAGCAGCUGGGGUGUAAGUCAUCAGAUUACAUACUCAUGGCGAGGACGCAUCAUUGACUUUACCUUUUUCCACUCAAGUAACAGGAGAGUUUUGAAUAUUGUGCUGUUUGUGUUGAUAUUGUUGCUUUGAAGCACUGAGAAAAGAUGGUGCUUUUUUUUUUUUUUUUUUAAAGGCACCGUUAUUUAUUUGGAAUUAGACUCAAAGCAAAAAUCAAGGACGAUUUUUCUUUUGUAUUUUCCGUUGUUUUUUCUAAUCAAUAUGCUUCAUAUGUACUGUCAUUAUACAAGCAUGUAGCCUUCAGGUAAUCAUGGUGUGACACCACUGUGUUCUUGGUCUCAUUUUCAGUUCAGAGUUUGUGACACUGGCAUCUUUUUAACAUGGUGAACAUUGUUUUGGGCAGUGAUAAGAUGAUGACUACAUGUAUUCAGUUGUGUUUUCAUCAAAAGGCAUAAAACAGCUGCUGGAAGAAUCACAUCAUAACAGAAGGAUCAUAACAACACUGUGAUCUCAUGAGAGCAGUAAACCCAGCUGUUUUCACAUCCCUUUAAAGUUGGAAAAUCAGGUUUGAUCCCUGAAUGUUUCUGAUAUUAUUUGGUACAGUUGGCAGUUACAGUGUGGCAGACCGCUUUAAGAUGCUGUGAAACUGUUUGUGGAUCCUAUAACCUUGGUCUGAGGUGCCAGGAGUUGUACAUCCUGUACAAAAGCGAGGUUCAACAGAGGCUGCAUCUUACAAUAUUUUCAGUAUCCAAUAAUAAAAAAAAUGUUUACAUGGUAAUUGUCCACCCAGAGCCCACCAUGCUAUUUUUACACCUUUACACCCUUUAUUUACUGUCAAUUUUUUAACAUGUAAGAAGCUAGCACCAGCUUAAAUUAGGCAAGCAUGAUAUUGGAUUUUUACUAAUAUCUGAUACACCGAUAUUUACAAAUAAAUUUCAACCAUUACAGAUAUUGAUCCAGAUCAGCUCUGCUUGAGUCAGCCUCUCUGCAGAAGAGACACUCUGGGUUCUUUACAAAAAAAAAGGUGUAAAUAAAAUGAGUUUAGAAAUAUAAGAUACUGGCGAAACUCUAAUAUCAUACCUCCCUAAUGCCAAUUUGCCCAAAGGAAAGAUUCAACUAUUAUUAAAACAUGUGGCAAUUAUUUUUCAUUCAAUCUUUUAAAAGACCCACCAUUGCAGCUGUCGUUUAACUUUGCACCAAGUUUUUACAUUUCAUGCUAGCACCAGGAUUUAUUCCAUAUACCAGAAAUGAUCCAAAUCAUGUGGUCUUGAAAAACACAAAAUAUUUCAACAUUUAAAAGUAAUUACUUUUCCGAAGUUACAGGAUAACCAGAUACACUUUCAACAACCUUCCUGAACUGGUUUCCUAAGUUGCCGCUCUUUUUUCAUAUCCAAUAAUGUUAGUAAUACAUAAAGAUAAUUUGUACUUUGUGAACAAAUAUGUAGGAUUUAUCACUAGAUGUAAAAAUGUGUCUAUAUUACUGAUUAUUCUAAGUUUUUAUACAAAUAUAUGUUUAUAUUUUUCUUGUUGAAUGCUUAAGAAGUAAGAUUUAUUUCAGGCUUCCUGGGAAACUGAGUUUCAACUUGGAAUAUCAGUGAAAUUGCAGUCUUAAGUGACAGCUGCAUGGGGUCAAGCCCCUCACAUCGCUUCUUCUCACUCUCUCAACUUCUGCAAGGAAAUUAUUACCCAGAAAGUGCAGGAAAAGAUGCAUUGAAUAUAAUUUAAUUCAUGAUACCUGGAAAGGACAGUAAAUUAAAUAAAUGCAACUCUGUGAUGGAAGGAUUUGAGCGAGUGGAUUCAUCAUGGCAGCGUGUGGGUGCACAUGUGUAUCAGUGAGUGCUAUACUUUGCACUGCAUGAAUGAAUCUCACUACUAAAAGACAAACUUCAUGUAUGAAUCUGACAUUCCCUUAUUUUUAUUUUCAUGUGCAGCCCAUCUAUGUAAUACAUCUCCUACAUGGCAGAGGGAGAAUAAAACAAGGUAUUUGUUUUCUAACCCUUUCUGGUGUGUGGUAUCUGUCUCUCACUGCUUGUAUGGUGUGUGUUUGUGAGCACAGAGGCGGGUGUUUCACUGAAAGAAGUCACUGCGGUCUCUGUUCACAUGGGCAAACACUGCGGACCACUGUUCCCCUUGAAUGGGCAUUUGGAGGGGUGUCUGUCAUCACACACACAGGGGGACUUUUUCAGGGCCCAACACUGAAAAAUUAUCUGCUUUUGGACACUUGUGUUUUGUAAUCAUGGGACGUAUUUCACAUUUGCAUUAAACCAGCUGUAGUGUCAUGUGUCGUGUAAAGUGACUGCAAACCAUGUGAGAGCAGAUGAAAGAGAGCGCUGACAUGUGAAAGACUUCAAAGCUAUUUUCAAACACUUGCACAACUUAACCGGGCUGGAGCUGAACUUUGGGUUUUCCCUCUUUUGAACUCGAACCCUCUGUGCUUGCCAACAUUUCACCGUAGCCCUGAACACCUAUC
Molecule: messenger RNA, 4920 nt
Organism: Cheilinus undulatus (humphead wrasse)
Lineage: Eukaryota; Metazoa; Chordata; Actinopteri; Labriformes; Labridae
Gene: tapt1b
Product: transmembrane anterior posterior transformation 1b
Exons: 14
Coding region: 26-1744 (572 amino acids)
Biological process (GO): maintenance of protein localization in endoplasmic reticulum; positive regulation of cilium assembly
Cellular component (GO): endoplasmic reticulum membrane; ciliary basal body
Source: RefSeq, a predicted model, not a curated record